Messenger RNA from Branchiostoma floridae (Florida lancelet), 4197 nucleotides. RefSeq lists its product as uncharacterized. The record is from RefSeq and is a predicted model, not a curated record. The transcript is spliced from 15 exons. NCBI's taxonomy places the organism in Eukaryota, Metazoa, Chordata, Leptocardii, Amphioxiformes, Branchiostomatidae. Gene Ontology annotation, biological process: lipid metabolic process. Bases 153 to 3344 code for a protein of 1063 amino acids.
GUAGAACAGCAGUUUCGUAGUCACCGUGCCCUACCGAAACUUAGUUCUGGGAAGUGCUGACAACCACGGUGCCAGGUUUUACUACAAAGACAUCUUCAUGGUCUGUACAGUCGUUUCACGAAGUUUUCGGUGUCUGUGGUGAAACCAAGAGCAUGACAGAGAAGGCGACGUUUGUACACGCUGAAAGCGGAACACGCAGGGUUCUGCAGCUGAAACACGCCACGCCGGCCAAGCUUGUGGUGGUGUUCGGGCUGAGAGAGGCUCCGCAGCUGCUGACGAGAGCGGACACGGACGACGUAGUGUUCGCGGAGGGGAGCGCCGAGGAGCCGUACUCCGACCUGGAGCCGGGGGCCGAAUACGAGUUCUCAGCCGUUAAGUCUGGAGCAACCCCUGAGAAAGUCCCUACCUCUAAGCCAAAGAACCUGAGGCCCGCGGACAUCCAGCGUGCGUUGGUGUGCUGUCAGGCCGUGUACAAGGAGGCACCAGAAGCCGUGCAGGAGUUCCUGACCACAGACCUGAAGAGCCAUGACUUCGCCAGUGCUUCUGUGUCCUGCUAUGGACGUGUGACGUACAUGGUGGCUGAGACGGAGGACAAGGAGGAAGUCUUCAUUGCCUUUAGGGGGACGAGCAGUUUCCAGGACGUGAUGGACGACUGUUCCGCCUGGCAGCAGCUGGCAUCAAGUGGGCCUGACGGAAAGCAGACAGCAAUGGGCGGGCGGUGUCAUGCCGGGUUUCGUGAGCUGGCCUCUAACAUCCCGGUCGACCCCUUCUUGAAGAAAUACCAUCGCCAUCGCGUAGUCCUGUGUGGACACAGCCUUGGCGGCGCCGUGUCACACAUUGUCGCGCUCAACAUGCUGGUGGAGCUAAAGAGAAGGGGACUCUCCACCGACAACAUCAUGUCCAUCGCGUUCGGAGCGCCGUUCUUCGGUGACGAGGGACUCCGUUCCUACGUGGAGAAGCAGAACCUGUCCGACUGCCUGCUGACCGUGGUGAACCAGAAGGACCCUGUGCCUCGCAUUCUUCGAUUGGCGGAAGCCGUUCAAACCGCUGUGACAACAGCAUCUGGGAAGGUGAAAAAGUUCGUCAAAGAUGUUAAGCCGUUGUUCACACCGAUACUGAAGACGGUAUCGGCCUCUGGGGUUGGUGGUCCUGUUGUAGCAGCUGCAGCUAUGGCUGCUGGUACCCUGUUGGAUCAGCUUCCCGCUGCCAUGGAUGAACUGGACGGACUGAUACGGCAACACGGCGUUACGCUCCAAGAGCUGAACUCCAUCUAUCGGCCUGUAGGGUGGUACAUGUUCAUCACGUGCCAAGAGGCUCCUGGCGGUUUACGCACAACGUGGGAUGCAGGCUACAUCCGAGAGGAAGGGCAGAUCAACAGGUUCAUAUCGGACAGUGGACAUCUCACUCGGGAUAAGAUACACGAACACAAAGCAGUGUGCUAUGCAGCAGCCUUCUACAACGUGUCGACCAGGAAAGAGUACGACUCAGUCCUCACACAGGCUCCAGUUUGUGACGUAGUUGACAGCUUUGCCCCCGAGAUAUGGAUCCCUCGCAACGUCUCCAUGGAAACAGCCUUCCCUCCACACGUCAAUAAAGUUUCUCUUGUCAGCAUUGCAAGCCAGAAAGGGGACAAGGAUAGUGGAAAGUUGUUGGUGACCAUCGACGGUGAAAACCUAGACUUCUUCGUUCCAUCGGAAAAGCCUUUCACAGGCGUUCCUUAUGACGAGACGAGGGGAGUUUCUGUGAACUUCAAAAGUUCUUGCCAAGUUGUUCUCGAGUGUUACCUAACUGAUGGAGCGUUCGACCCUUUUCCCACCGUCAAGAUUAGAACUCAUUUUCAUGAGAUUUUUCAUCAGACUACAAAGGAUGAAGUUAAGGAAUUGAAGGGUUGUACACUGGGCGAGCUCGCUGUUGGACGGUUGAAGCCGGCACUGCUCAUCAAGGCAACACAGUGUUGCUUGGCAACGGUGAUGAUGACACCAGAAUCCAGCCGACGAAAGGAACUGGCAAAGAACACCAUGAUGACGUACCUGGACAAGAGCAGGCGUAACGUCAGAAAUGGUAAGAAGAAAACAGAGCUAUUCGACAUGGUGGCAGAUGCCUUAUCUGGUGGCCUAGAGCAGCUCAAAGAUGACAUGCUACAAUCUGUGGUGGGUGAGAUUGUGGCUGAAGUUGGCAACCAUCUCAAGGUGACGUACCCCAUGCGUCUCAAAGACUGGGUUCUGGGAACGCUGCUAGGGCUUACAGCGGUGGCUGGUGUGGUAGUUACAGGGGGAGCUGGUGCUGCUUACAUUGGGGCCAUAGCGACCACUCUUACUGGAGGUGAGGCAAUAGCUGGGGCCCUCGCUGGUAUCAUAGCGUCCGGAGCUAGCAUCGCCGGCAACAUCAAGCUUCUUCAGGACUAUUUCACCGAUGUGGAGAGGAAUUACAAGGGUGUUCUCAAGAUGCUUAUAGAGGAGCUGCCAUCUGUGCAGGAUGUGAACGAAGAGAACUCCAUCCGUGACAAGGCACUGGACGAUGACGUGUACAGUCUGGAAUCUGCUCUCAUGACCAAGUAUGAGAUGCUUGGAUGUUUGGAUCAAGAUUUUGACCACAUUGCAAAAAUUCACCCAUUCGAGUCUACUUGGGGGAAGACGCUAAGCACAGCAACUAAAGAGUCGCAACGGGAGGCAGUGAGACGCUGUCAGAUGACCUGUGACCUGUUCCGGAUCCGUCAGCUGCUCAUGAAGACUUGCUUCGUGGGUCUGAUCGGUCCGCAAGACUCAGGCAAGACGACACUCAUCAAGACGCUCUGGGGAAUGGAGGAGGUGAAAGACAUCGGGUUCCAGAAGCACACCGAGACAGCCGUGCUUUACAAGGCCAGGGGCACGGAGAGGAUGGUGAUUGUGGACUUUCCCGGCACGACCACAGUGGAUACCCAGGUGGCCACGCUAGUGAACCACUGCGGCGGACUGGCCAGUUUCUUUAUCCUCGUCAUGCCGUUCACAGGAGAUCCCAGUAAGAUUAACAUUGAUCAACUCGAGACGGUGAAGAGCUUCGAUUGUUCCUUCAUCGUCUGUAUCAACCAGUGUGGACGUUUUCCUGACGCUUUUGAGACCAAGGAAAACACAGACAAGUUUCGUGCUGACUUCUCCAAGGAACUAAAGGUACAACCUUCUGACAUCCUCUUCACCGACUUCAAGAAGUGCACCCCAAAGAUGCGCGCAGUGGGGCUGGUGGGGGUGGAUGACGUCAGGCGGUGGAUCAAAGACUGGCUGGUGAGGUAUGACGUGUUCGGGAAGGGCGAACCUGAGCUGAGCAGGGCUGUGAACGAGCAGGCAGCUGCGAAGGGUGCAGAUGCUUAGAUUUGAGUCUUUGCUUUCCAGCUUUAGAGCCCUAUAGAGUACUACAGAAACAAAACUGUUAAUUGAUGUAUAGAAAUUAUCCAACAGGUGGCUAUGAAGGGUACAGAUGCUUAGAUUGGCAGAACUAAUACCAUUCCCUGCUUUCCAGCAUAUGGCACAAAACAGGGAAUCACUGCCUGACAUUUGGCGUGGUGGCUUCAUUUUGACAUGCGAUAAGUAAACAAUAUAAAAUGUAUUUUUUGUAAACGUGUGCUCAAUGGAAUCAAACUUGUCAUGAAAUUUUGAUACACUCGUAUAUCGUCUAAUACAGUUACCAUUGUGCCUUAAUAGUUGAUGUAAUUGUAUUGUCUCCAUAUCUCAAUAAUUAAUACAGAUGUAUUUUUCUUUGAAAAGUAACAAAGAAAUUUAAUUUCAUGGCUCAUCAAAUGAAUGCGCAUUGCGUCUGGUUAAUAAUAUUUGUAUGUGACUUGUCAAACGAAAUAUUAAUAUUUGAGUAUAAUUCGAUUGUGGGAGCCGGCAGGUCAUACAGUUGAUUUUAUUGUCAUUUGAUUUGCACUUAAUUCGAUUCAAUCGGUUUUACAACUGUUAGGUUAAGGAAAAGGGUUCUUCCACACUUUGUAAAUGCUGUAAAUUGAUUGUCCUGUAUAUGGAUGUAAAUCAUAAGGUUAUAAUAUCAUAAGUUUGCAAAAUAAUCUAUGCAUUCAGAUUUCUGAGGCCAUUUGGUUUUUAGUUAUCAUUCAAAGGGAGAAAUCUGGGAAAGUUCAAGCAUUCAACACAUAUUACCCUAGUAUAUUAUGCUCAACUUUGCUGUCCAUGAGAUUUUUCUGAUUUGAAUAAAAUUUGAAAAGAUGUU